Molecule: messenger RNA, 9001 nt
Organism: Sorex araneus (European shrew)
Lineage: Eukaryota; Metazoa; Chordata; Mammalia; Eulipotyphla; Soricidae
Gene: ANKFN1
Product: ankyrin repeat and fibronectin type III domain containing 1
Biological process (GO): establishment of mitotic spindle orientation; regulation of establishment of bipolar cell polarity
Cellular component (GO): spindle
Molecular function (GO): protein binding
Source: RefSeq, a predicted model, not a curated record
AGCAGCCCAGAAGAAAACCAUCUCUGUCUAUGAAGGCUUGUUUCCCUUGCAAACAGAAAAGCAGCGGCGGCAGCAGCAGCAGCAGCAGCAGCAACAGCAGCCGCGAUCAGAGCCAGUGCACAGACUGGAGAGAGGUAAAGGGAGACUGAAGCUGUUACAUAAACUACCCCUGAAGGACAGGCAUUCCACUUGCAGCAAAAUAAUAGGAAGGAGGAUCGCUUGCUUUGCGCAGAGGCUGAGCCACAGGAGAAAGCAAAGCCAGUGUGAUUUAUUGAAUGAAAGCUCUGGACAAUUACCAACAACUUGUUCCCCUGCUGCCUCGAGCAACCUAAACUGGAAUUUCCGGGUGAAAAUGACGCAACAAAUGCAGAACUUACAUCUUUCUCAAUCAAAAAAACAUAGUGCUCCAUCCUCUCCCAAUGCUGCCAAACGCCUGUACAGGAACCUUUCUGAGAAGCUGAAGGGGAGUCACUCAUCAUUUGAUGAGGCCUAUUUCAGAACAAGGACUGACAGGCUGAGUCUCCGAAAGACCUCAGUGAACUUCCAGGGCAAUGAAGCUAUGUUUGAAGCAGUUGAACAGCAAGACAUGGAUGCUGUGCAAAUCCUUCUCUAUCAAUAUACACCAGAAGAAUUAGAUCUCAACACACCAAACAGUGAGGGACUGACGCCGCUGGACAUUGCCAUCAUGACCAACAAUGUACCCAUUGCUAGGAUUCUUCUGAGAACAGGGGCCCGAGAGAGUCCACACUUCGUCAGCCUGGAGAGUCGAGAGAUGCACCUCAACACUCUGGUGCAGGAAGCCCAGGAGCGGGUGAGUGAACUGUCCGCUCAGGUGGAGAAUGAAGGAUUCAGUCUGGACAACACAGAGAAAGAGAAACAGCUGAGAGCUUGGGAAUGGAGGUACCGGCUCUACAGACGUAUGAAAACGGGCUUCGAACAUGCCAGAGCCCCUGAGGUGCCAACCAAUGCCUGUCUCAUGGUAACCAGCAGCACGGCGCUCACUGUCAGCUUUCAAGAGCCUCUUAGUGUCAACGCAGCUGUAGUAACCAGAUAUAAAGUGGAAUGGAGCAUGUCUAAAGACUUUUGUCCUUUGGCUGGAGAGAUUAUCUUGGAAAACCUGCAGACACUGAGAUGCACAAUCACUGGACUUACCAGGGGUCAACAGUAUUUUGUUCAAGUCUCAGCUUAUAACAUGAAAGGAUGGGGACCAGCUCAGACCACGACGCCAGCCUGUGCUUCUCCUUCCAACUGGAAAGACUAUGAUGACAGAGAGCCUAGACACAAGGGACAGAAUGAAGUCUUGGAAGGUCUCCUGCAGCAGGUCCGAGCCCUUCAUCAGCAUUAUAGUUGUCGGGAAAGUUCAAAAUUACAAACCACCGGUCGCAAGCAGUCAGUCUCAAGGAGCCUGAAACACCUCUUCCAUUCCUCAAACAAGUUUGUUAAGACCUUAAAACGGGGGCUCUACAUUGCCAUUAUAUUUUAUUACAAAGACAAUAUGCUAGUCACCAAUGAAGAUCAAAUACCAAUUGUUGAAAUAGAUGACUCUCACACCAGUUCCAUAACACAAGAUUUUCUGUGGUUCACAAAGCUGUCUUGUAUGUGGGAAGAUAUAAGGUGGUUGAGGCAAAGUGUACCCAUCUCCAUGUCCUCAUCCACAGUCCUCCAAACACGGCAGAAGAUGCUCGCAGCAACAGCCCAGCUACAGAAUUUACUUGGAACACACAACUUGGGAAGAGUUUACUAUGAACCCAUUAAGGACCGGCAUGGAAACAUCCUCAUAGUUACCAUCAGAGAGGUAGAGAUGCUCUAUUCAUUUUUCAAUGGCAAGUGGAUGCAGAUCUCGAAACUGCAGAGCCAGAGAAAGUCUCUUUCAACACCAGAGGAGCCUACAGCUUUAGAUAUUUUACUGAUAACCAUACAGGAUAUUCUCUCCUAUCACAAAAGGAGUCAUCAGCGUCUCCCUCCUGGACUAUAUCUCGGUUACUUAAAGCUCUGUAGCUCUGUGGAUCAGAUCAAAGUUCUUGUCACUCAGAAGUUGCCCAACAUUCUCUGCCAUGUAAAGAUUCGAGAAAACUUUAACAUUUCCAAAGAAGAGUGGGAAUGGAUCCAAAAGCUUUCUGGCUCUGAAUCUAUGGAAAGUGUGGAUCAUACUUCUGACUGCCCCAUGCAAUUGUUCUUCUACGAGCUCCAGAUGGCAGUGAAAGCUCUCCUUAAGCUGAUCAAUAUACCUCUACACCAGGCAAGGAACUUCCGUCUCUACACACAGGAGGUGUUGGAAAUGGGUCACAAUGUGUCCUUUCUUCUCCUGCUCCCUGCCUCAGACGACGUCUGUACAGCCCCGGGACAGAAUAAUCCUUACACCCCACACUCAGGGUUUCUUAACCUCCCUCUUCAGAUGUUUGAACUUGUUCAUUUUUGCAGCUACAGGGAGAAAUUUAUUAGUCUGUAUUGCCGCCUUUCUGCUGUUAUGGAGCUGGAUUCUCUGAAUACUCAACAGUCCCUGAGGGAAGCAAUCUCAGACAGCGAGGUUGCAGCUGCCAAACAAAGACACCAGCAAGUUUUAGACUUCAUUCAGCAAAUAGAUGAAGUUUGGCGUGAAAUGAGAUGGAUCAUGGAUGCUCUACAGUAUGCAAGAUACAAGCAACCAGUUUCUGGAUUAUCCAUCUCUAGGCUUAUUGACGCUUCCGAUGAGCAAAACCUAAAGAAGAUCAGUUCUACGUCAUCACAUAUUGACUGUCUUCCAUCCCCGUCCCCAUCCCCAGAGAUGCAUAGAAGAAAGGCUGUUAGUGAUUCGCAGCCCGGCUCGGAUGAGGAAGGCUGCUCCGAAGUCUUCCUUCCCACCGACAGCGACUACGACUCCAGCGACGCGCUGAGCCCCCGCGACCUGGACCUGCUCUACCUGUCGUCGCAGGACAUCGCGCAGCAGGCGCGCAGCGGCCUCAGCGGCAGCGCCCCCGACGUGCUGCAGGUGCACGACAUGAAGCCGCCGCCGUCGCCGUCGCCGUCGCCGUCGGGGCCGCCGCCGGGCCACGAGCGCCCGGCCCGGGUGCAGGGGCUGGAGCCCGACCCCUCCUGCGCCGAGUUCCUCCACGGCCUGACGCUCGCGGCGGCGGCGGCGGGGGGCGGCCUCCCGCCCAAGAACCACGUGCAGGCGGCGCCGGGCGCGCGGCCGCCCCUGGGCUUCCUGGGGAAGCGGAAGCCGCCGGCGGCCAAGCACCACCAGCACUACGGGGGCUUCAGCCGCCACCACCGCUGGCUGCGCAUGCACAGCGAGACGCAGUCGCUCUCGCUCUCCGAGGGCGUCUACACGCAGCAUCUCUCCAGCGCCCGCGGCCUGGCCACCGGGCAGCGGCGCCGGCACGUGGAGCGCGGGGGCCCUUCCCCGGAUGGGCCCCGGGCCCUGGCUCUGGCCCACUCCACCAGCCUCCCGGAGGAGCGGAGGAGCCACCUGCGGGACCCGCGGCCCUCGGUGCACCGGAUCUACGUGGAGCCCUACUCCGAGGCGAUGGUGGACACGAAGGCCUGGGUGGGCUUGAGCCCAGCCCCCGGGGCCCACACUGGCUUGCCCAGCCCCACCAGCUCCGAGAGGAGCCCCGAGGGCUCCACCACUCCCGUGUCAGACAUCCUCAGCAGCAUGCUAUAGGAACCCGGGUCCACCUCUGUUCCACUUCAAAGCCUGAAUUUUCCCGUAUCUUUGCCCCUGCCUGCCCGCUCUCCUACUGUAUUCCCAUGCGUUUUCCAGCGGCUUGAACGUUACAGUUGCAAGUGACAGGUUCUAGGCCGUCAUUCUUAUAGCAGAGUGUCCGUGAGCGCCAGGGUCCUCUCCAGUCCAUCCUGACAGGGUAGGUAGGAGGUUUGCUACCUGGAGUCCCUGAACACAAAGGAUCAAACAUACCCAGCUGUCCAUUGGCCCCUGUGGCUGGGUAGAGCAGUCCAAAGAACCACCCUCCAUUCUAGAGCUGGACCUGUAAUCUGACCUCUGGGUUUAGCGCUCUGUCAUCAAUUUGUGGUUGAUGGGGUAGGAAAUUAUUUAGGUGAAAAUUUGAUUAGCGCAGAUUUCUCUCCACUUGAAACCUUGAAACCCUUAGAGGAUUUUGUGGGGGAAGAGUCCUAAACUGUGUUUCAAGGGUCCAGACACAGAUGAACCUAUCUAGAUUCCCUGGAAGCUGCUAAAUCAUUCCAAAGCACAGAGUUCCCAUCCUCUCUGAACAGGCCUUUUCUUCACCUAGUGGUGCGUGCUAACACCCAGAAGUAAAGGUAGGGGAGCUUCUAGUUCCAUCUUGAAAAGACAGAAGAAGGUAGGAAGCAUCUCUACUUGCAAGCUCGGCUCCAAUUCAAGCAUGAAGCAGGGCCAUAAAGUAUUCCAGGGUAUACAGAGAUAACUGAACUGCAUGAAAUCCUGCAGAUAGAUAAAGCAAGGGGAAGGAAAGUAACAUUCGCAAAAGUGUAUGUUUUUCAGUCCUAAAAUAAGUAAAUCUGUGGCACCCGAUCUUUGGAAAUGAUGGAUCUCUUAGAUGAUAGAAUUGUCAUUGGAUAUGAAAAUUCACUUCAAACUAGCAAUGACAGCUGAACUCCUUAUUGCUAAGUAAACAAGAUCAACUCUGUCCACAUCACAGGCCAUGGAACAGAUUGUUCUGGACUUGGGUGGAUGCCUUCCCCAGUCAACCCAUCUCUCCCAAACUCAGUCUUUUCCCCACAUCUGCUGGCCUCUUCCUGAAAGGCCCCACCAGUGAUUCCCAAUCUAUCCUCAAAGACUCAUGAAAAUCCUUCCUUGGACCCAUGGCCUCCCACCUGCCUUUCUCACAAGCAAGACAGGCAAAUCAAAGAAAAAUCACCCUGUAUAUUCAAAACAGGGCAUGAGUCUUCUCUAAUUUCCUGGAACGAAAACUCAUUCAGUUCAUUGAUAUUCUAAAUAGUCCUUUCUUGCUUCAUAGGCAUUUCAGUUAAAUAUUACUCUUUAUGGCCCUUCCCCUGUCCUCAACAGUUCUACCAUUCCUCCUCAUGGGAGUUCAUACAAAGUCUCCUGUUCACAAUGUUAUUCCGAUCCUUUCCAUUUUUAAAACAUUUGAUUUAAACAUAAAUAAUUACCCUGGCAGAAAGGUAGAUUUGGCCCAUGGCCUAUGGUCAUUAGAAAAGUAAAGCCCAGAGCUCAGUCUUUAAGAGAUUUUAUACUCAAUGAACCCCUCAAAGACGCUUGAUCAGAAUUAUUGCAGCUCCUUUUCCAUUUAACAUGCUGUUUUCUUCUGUUCUGAGUGAAUUCUUCACACAUGAAGUAUUAGAGCUACAAGGGACCAUAAAAUGAGUCUAAGUCAUUGCAUUUACAGAGGCAAUUAGGCACAGAGAGGUUAAGUGAUUUGCUCAAGGUCACAGAGCUAGUUUAAGUCCUGGAAUUAGCUCCAGAAUCCAUAACCAUUUCCCUCGUAAGGGGCGGUCCUGUGGGAAUUGCUGUAUCCCUAGUCACCUCUUUCUAUGGGAUGCUUGCAGAUCGUUCUAAUUUCAAAUUCAUCUCUUUUCUUCGACCUUCUUUAACCUAACCAAUAUCUAAUUUCAGUAAGCUUCUUGUGGCCAGGAAAUACAAAGUUUAUGUAAUAGACAUUUGGGCAAAGUCAAUUAACUAAAAGCAAAUUUGGGAGAAAGUACAUUUAAGAUGACAUACAAUGUGACUACCAUUUAAUAACAAGAAUGACAGUCAUAUGUACUCAGUUUCUACUUAUUUCUAGUGAUCAGACAAAUUUUAUAUGUUGAGGACUGGAGCAAUAGCACAGCAGGUAGGGCGUUUGCCUUGCAUGCAGCCAACCCAGGUUUGAUUCCUCCACCCCUCUCGGAGAGCCCGGCAAGCUACUGAGAGUAUCUCGCCCACAUGGUAGAGCCUGGCAAGUUACCCGUGGUAUAUUCAAUAUGCCAAAAACAGUAACAACCACUCUCACAAUGAGACGUUACUGGUGCGCGCUUGAGCAAAUCAAUGAACAAUGGGACGACAGUGUUAGACAGUGCUAGAGGGCCAGAAAGAGAAUAAAGUAGGUAAUGCACUUGCCUUGCACACAGCUGAUACAGGUUCAAUCCCCAGGUCCACAUAUGGUCCCCCAAGUCCCUCUAGGAAUGAUCCCUAUACACAGACCAAAGUGGCCAGGAGUAAACCCUGGAGUAAGUUUUUGGGUGUCACCAAAAAACAAACAAACAAAAAAACAUGUAUGUUGGAUGGAUUUGUAAGAUGAGAUGCUGAAAUCAAGAAUGAAGAAGCCAAGAAAUUUUCCUAUCAAGACAUAUAAUAAUAUGGAGGCAAGUUGUGUGACUGAAUUAGAUGGGAGGGAUUCAACAAAUUGCAAAGGCUGAGAAUGACCCAUCAUUCUGACCCUUUAUUUUGCUCAGCAAGUUUUGGCACACUGAACAAAAUAACAACAUGUGGUAUAAAGGUGUGUUAAAGCCAACCCCACUAACUUAUUUUCAGGACACAGGGCCUUUUUCAUCUUCUACAAGGAAAAAAUGCAUCCCCAUAAAGUGAAAAAUGUAUAUUAGAUUUCAAUGGACACGCAAUCUACUUGAAAAUCUGUUUUCCUAGCAAUAUACCUAUAAAAGGGGAUGCUCUAUAUUCACUAAUUAGCUAUUGGUUCACAUAGUUUCCCUCCACCCUUACCUCCACUUUGCAACAGUUUGUGAGUCUAAUUUAAAUGAACACAUUCUUGUGGGAGAAAUUUUACUAAUUCAUCCUCCUUUAUUCAUUUGGCCAGUCUUAUAAUUAUAGAAACUUUACAAUGUCUAGGGAUAUUUUAAAAUUUAUUUUUUUAUCUUGUUCCAAUUACUUAGUUUGCUUUGGAUAUGAUGGAUUUAUGUCUUUCAUUCUUUUUAAAUUCAGUCUGAGAGCAUCCAGAUAAAGGUUUCCUGCCUCAGGUCUUCUUUUGCUCAGUUUUUCCUCACAGAGCCAAUUCUCACCUGUAUUUUCAGCUCCAAUUAUUUGUAAAAGCACUCACCUAUCAUUGACUGUCUCCAUAUGUCUGUCUCUACUUCAAGUCCAAUGGAGAACAACAUAUUAAGUCAGAAACACAUUUCCAGGUCGUAAUUCACUCACAACCUAGCACGAGUAUUGUCAUCAUCAUUAUACAUCUUCUCAUUGAUGUCUUAGUAAAGGUAGGAGUCCAUUCCUCCAGCCAGCUGACAUACUGCAUAUGAAGCUAGAUAUCCUUGAUUUUAUUCUUGCUGUCUGCUCAGAAGAGAAGACAGCCUGGAAAUUGCAAGUCACCAUUUUAGAUGCUUGGCAGUCAUUUACAAAACUAUCACAUCCUCUUAAUUGAUAAGAAGUAACUAAAAGACAGUAAUUAAAAACAGUGACUCUAGGGAAUUGGUAUUUAAAGCAGAGGGUAUUUAAAGAUGAGACUUGUUUCAUUUUAAAGAACACUCACUAAUGCUCCGAGCAAUAAUUACACUGUAGAAAAUGGUUCCAUUUGGUUUGAAAGUUAAAGCCAGUUAGUAAUAAUAUUCCACCAGCCCCCUUUCCUGAAGGAUCCCAAAGCACUUUAUUAAAAGCAAUGACUGAAGCCUUGUUGUACUCCCCUAAAAAGACCUUGUCCGGGAGCCACCUGGCAAACACUGACCCCAUCCUUGCCAGCAGAUCGUGCCAGACAAGUGGAAAGAGGACUGGCCUCUCAUUCAUUGUUAUCCUACCACACGAGCUUGCACCCUGGUAACUGUUGUGAUUUUUCUCCUGAAGACAAUUUUAGACAAGGAGACAUACCAGAAAACCCCAACUCCUUGGCCUCCUCUUCUACUUCCAGUUCCACCCAAGAGGUACUCACUUUCUCUUGGAGAUGCAGCAACUCAAGCUGUUAAGGGGUCUGCAAUACAUUUCAGUUUUCUAGCCACGUCAAUAGCACAUAGAAUUCAUUGGCUUCUUAAAAUUGGCACUUGCUAGAAAGGUGAUAGUUGUUCUAUAGCUCUUUCCAUCUUGCGUGUAGCAGCACAACAGCGAAUUUAAGUCUGAGCAUAUUUAUUUAACUCUAAUAUUCCAAUGAGAAUAUUUCUAGAGUAACAAGAAAAUGCUGGGAGCAUUAAAAUAUAUUAUCACUUUAUAGUAAAUAAUUUUCUAGAUGAGUCUAUGAAGCAAUGCUGAAAUGUUUAUUGGGUUUUUUUCCCCUGGACAUAACUUAAAAGGAAAAAUUUUUAGGAUGUAUUUGGAAAGCAAUGAUACCUCUUCACAGGUUGUAGGGUGAACAAAGGAAAAACUUGUUUCUUUACCGUACCUUCGAACACAUGGCUUAUGACUGUUAAGCUAAACUUCAAUGCAGCCUUAUAAACAACAGAAGUAGUGUAUUUGAAACUAUGUUGUACAGCUUGGAAACUUAUUCUAAGAUCUUAAUUCAGAGUUUUUCUGAGGUGUUGAACUUUGCCAUUAGCAAAAAGUAUUUUUAGAAAAAUCCAUUGACUGUUUAUGAAGUACUGAUUUUGCCAUAUUUCUGGUCUCUGGUUUUCCACCACAUCAGCAUACAGUAGUGUUUUUUGGGGUUUAUUUUUAUUUUGUUCUGUUUGUCUGUGUGUGUGAUUGUUGUUUCAAUUACUUCUUCUGUCUUCAUUAAGAGUGAAUUUGCAAGAUAGUUGUUGAAGGGGACAGUUGAUUUUGUUUAACAAUUGGAUAGUUAGACUGAAAAUAUUUUAUUGUGAUAAAGGAAGUAAAAGUUUGUUAUUAUUUUAAAUAUUUUCUUAGGGCCUUUACCCUCCAGUUAGAUGCUGUCUUCACUUUAUAAGAGCCAGUAUUUAAUUUAGCAGUACUUGUGAGGAAACUUUCAGUUAGUCGUUUUUGCUCCUCUUCUUCAGCCCCUUCACAUGCAAGUCUGAAUAUGCUUCUGGAGUAAUGGCGCCUAUUAACUGCAGCCAUCUAGUAGCUGACUGACAAAAGCUAAAUCUGACACAUUGUUAGACUAAAUCACUGAAUUGUUGUGUUGCUUUUUACCUUGUGACAAACCAAAUGUUUUGGGACAUGUGGUGUAUGUAGUCACAAGCAUCAGUAUAA